This is a messenger RNA of Bombus huntii, 576 nucleotides long. RefSeq names its product EKC/KEOPS complex subunit LAGE3 (gene Tcs6). The record is from RefSeq and is a predicted model, not a curated record. The transcript is spliced from 3 exons. Bases 304 to 576 code for a protein of 90 amino acids. NCBI's taxonomy places the organism in Eukaryota, Metazoa, Arthropoda, Insecta, Hymenoptera, Apidae. Gene Ontology annotation, cellular component: EKC/KEOPS complex.
GUUGUGAACUGUUGCGUAUAAUGACCGAACACAGAGUAUGACGCCAUGUGAUUCAAGAAAAAUUACUAUAUAUUACUAGGUUUGUAUAUACAUACAUAUAAAAUAAGUUAUAUAACUUUGAAUAUGUAUCGCAUAAUUUGAGAAUUAUAAUCUCAUUUCGUGCAAAGUAAUUAAAUUAUUAAAUUAUUAUAGGACGAGUUAUAAAAUUAAUGACUAAGUAUCAUAUGUAAAAAAUUAAAUAUAAAGGAAUUUACACUAUAGGAAACAUACGUGAAUUAAAUAAUAAUUACCGCUAUUGCUGUAAUGAGUACUUUCAGUGUAAAUUUAUCAAUACCUUUCCCAUCAAAAAGGGAAGCAGAAAUUGCUUAUCAAGUACUAAUAGUUGAUAAAGAGCCCUCAAGAGGUAGUAUUACAAAGAAAUUGACGCUAGAUAAUAAUUUAUUACAAAUAUUAAUUUGUGGAACGGAAGCACGAAAAGUUAGAGUGGCAUUAACAUCAUUUUUUGAUAGUUUAAUUUUAGUAACAGAAACUAUGCAACUUCUUGGUCCACCUGUACCAACUUACAAUUAUUAUUAA